ACUUUGAAGACCAGAAGGAACCGCGCCAGGUUAGGAAAGCCUGUUGAGAAGAUACCAAACGUUCUUCGGCCACCCACCACUCUAUAACUUGAGCCGUCGGUCUCUCUUUGUUUCAGCACUGCUCUCUCCCUCUCCCCCUAUAUACCUCAUCUUUCUGUGUUUGCCUGUGCUCAUCACUCGUUGCUGAAUCAGAAAAUCCAUGGAGAUUUUGCCCGUUAAGCUCAUGGUUCCCUUCUGUUUACUGCUCUGUCUGAUUUCAGCGUUUGCCCACGCUACCGACGUCAAAUACUGCGAUAAGACUGAUUAUGAUGUCAAAGUCAAAGGAGUUGAGAUAUCUCCUAACCCCAUUGCAAGAGGCCACCCUGCCACAUUCAGCAUUGCUGCUACCACUGAGAAGGCAAUAUCUGGAGGGAAACUGGUGAUCGAUGUUGCAUAUUUUGGGUGGCACAUACACAGUGAGACCCAUGAUCUUUGUGGAGAGACAACUUGCCCUGUUUCAGUUGGUGAUUUUGUGGUUGCUCAUACACAAGUUUUACCUGGAUUCACUCCUCCUGGUUCUUACUCUUUGAACAUGAAGAUGUACGAUGGAAACAAAAAUGAGCUGACUUGCAUCCAAUUCGGAUUUACUAUUGGAUUUGUUUCUUCCGUGGCUGAUAUCUGAGUGAACUUCAGUGUUGAUCCUGAAAUAUAUUGUCGGUAACAUGCAUAUAACCUAUUUGUAACAAUACUUGGAUCCUUGUAAAAUACUCUCAGACCAGCAGUUAGUGGUUCACAAACUAUUAUGACCGUACUCAAAGGAUGUAGUGCGUGUUUGAAUUAAAAAAUUUACAAUUAAAAUUGGAAAUCAAUUAAUGUUGGCAAA
Molecule: messenger RNA, 862 nt
Organism: Prosopis cineraria
Lineage: Eukaryota; Viridiplantae; Streptophyta; Magnoliopsida; Fabales; Fabaceae
Exons: 4
Coding region: 200-661 (153 amino acids)
Biological process (GO): intracellular sterol transport
Molecular function (GO): sterol binding
Source: RefSeq, a predicted model, not a curated record